UGCUCAGACUGCGCUGCUGUCUUAUUAAUUUUUAAUGGAAAAUGGCUGCGUUUCUUAUCCAAACCGCUGGAGCUGGGAGAUGAAAAAAGGAGCCGUCUAGCUGACCACAUCUCACCUCUCACCGUCGCUCGCGUCGAAACUACCCGAUGCGGUGAUCGUGUGUUAGCGAACCGAUGUCCUGUGGCGAGAAAAUAUUCUGGAAAAUGGAUCGACUCGCGCUUUGAGGGGGAUGAAAGAUCAUUUUGCUCCUUAACCCUUUCUGCUCCGAGAUCUGCGAACAAUCGAGAAGAUGAUGCGCCAGGUGACAACCAGUGACUUCUGCAUGAACAGCAGGCCGUCGUGCCUAGCAGAGGACAGCCACCACCCCACUGCUCACUUUGACCUGUGCACCUCACAGGCCAGCAAGUUCUACCCUCCUCCCCCUCCAUCAUCCCUCCAGAUGACACUGGCUCCCAUGGCCUUACCCACCCAGAGCCACAAGCCCAUGGUGUGCCAGAGACAGGAAGUUCUUGGGGGUGACCCUCGCUCGUCUGGAAAGCUAGCAGGGUUAAAAAACACCAAUCAAGCAACAGAUGAUGCCAAGAAGAAGAACAAGUCUGUCGGGAAGACGGGCAGACGUGGGAGGCCUUUGGGAACCACCAAGCUAGCUGGUUAUAGAACCAGCACAGGGCGACCACUCGGCACCACCAGAGCUGCCGGGUUCAAGACGAGUCCUGGAAGGCCGCUCGGUACGACCAGAGCGGCGGGGUAUAAGGUCAGCCCCGGGAGGCCCCCUGGCAGCAUCAAGGGCCUCUCUCGCCUCAACAAACUGGUUCACAGUAGCACUUGCAGCGGAGCAGCUUUCCCCUAUCCACUACCACACAAAGAAAUCCUCUGUGAACCUUCCUGCAAAGAGAAGCCCGCUAAUGAGUAAAGCCUGUACCCCGUUUCUACUUCACCCUUCGUCUCUGGAAUAACAGACAGACACGCACAGGUUUCCUGCCACAUAUUGAGGGUGAUUGCAAACUUUCCUAGUCUGCUGUGAGGCAGAGAGAGAGGAGGAUUUUUCUAUUAUUCGUGUUUGUGUCUUUUGUGUGCCUGCCAGCUGAUAAAAUUACUGUUUUUCAGUGCUAGAGAUCUAUAGUGUGCGAAAGGUUUCACUACACAGUGUACACAUUGCUGUAUCUGUUUUCUGGGGAGAAAAAAAUACCAGAUAUUCAUUGAACAAGAGGCUUUUAUCCAGCAGCUACUGUGGUAGUUAAGUCUUAGAGUGUUACAUGUAGCAUUUUAACACCAACAAAUGUUGGAAACUCGGGCUGUCCUGUCAGAAUUUCUCUUCACAAUUAUUGCUGAUAACGACAAUAUCAUUGCAAUUUUGCAAGUUCAUCUAUACCGUUGUCUAUUGCAUAAUUUCUUUUGAGGCAAUUUAAUUAAAUCUCCAAAUAAAUGGAGGUAGCAAGAGAGUGUGUAACCAUAGCCAGGCAAAAGCACAGAAUAAGAACAGCUACACAAUAAUGUAUGAUGUGAUAUUGAUCAUUUAUUUUUAAAUUAUCGAGGAAACCUCUAAUGGAAAUGAUUCAAAAUCUUGUUUGAUGUAAACAAGGACAUUAUUGCUCAACUACAGUUUGUAAUUUAAAUGAGCUGCCGUCAUGAAAAACAGGCAGGUUGAUAGGAAGUAAAGAAAUAUAGUUAUAGAGGAAAGGUUGGUAGUCUAGUGGUUUGCUCAGUGGCACUUCAAAAGUAGAAAUCUAAAUAUUUAUUCAGCAUCCCAGAACUAAAAUCUGACAGAGCCAGUUCCACUCAGCUCCUCAUGUAACACAAAAAAGUAAUUCCUCCUAAAAACAGAUUUUAUUCUCUAAAUGUCACAUUGCAAAAUAUCUACAUAUUAUUUGCAUGCAAAACCACUGACUCAACAUGCAGAUCGUUGUUAUUCAGCUAAGGUUUUGUUUGUAUUUUUUUUUUAAACUAAAAGUAUAAAACUUAAAAAAAAAUGUACACACCUUCACAGCAACACCCUUCGUCUCUGAUGACCUGCUACAAAUUGGCUAAUGUGGACUGUGGUUGCCUUUUUUGUUACAUAUUCGGCACAGAGAAGCUGUAGACAUUUGGAUGGAUGGUGUUUUUGUAUUUGAUCACUCUUCACAGCCACUAGCUAGUCCCAGCAACCUGCUGGCUUAUUUGUGGUGGGACUUGUUUCUCCACUCUCUGCUUUUGUCUGCUAUUCUUUUGCAAAUUUCAGCACAAAUACCAAAAUAAUCAUUUUUUUUAAUGCGCUCUUUUUUCUACACAGCUUACUUUUACAAGAACGGCAAACUUAAUGUCUUAAAAAAGCAACAUGCCCAUUUAAAAAUAUGACCUUCCUCACUGUUCCUGCUCUGGAACAACUUUUAGACAUGUUUUGUUUCGUUUUUAGGAGGCACUUGUGUUUGAAAUGCAGCUUAAAUGUCCUUAUAUUGAUCUAAAAGCUUCAUUUUUAGCUUUGCAUUUAUCACUCCUACGGCAAAAUGUAAACCCGUGUGACUGUUUUUAGUGUGUAGAUGUCAGUAUAAAGUAAGAGAAAGGGUACACUGCUUUAUUCUAAAAGGCUCACAUUGUAGAGGAAAAUCUGUUACCUAUUAUUGUGUUCUUGUUUUGUGUCAAACCACAGGGUCCAUUUGUUGGUGUAAAAUAAUGAAAACUUG
This is a messenger RNA of Neolamprologus brichardi, 2660 nucleotides long. RefSeq names its product chromosome unknown C5orf24 homolog (gene cunh5orf24). Lineage: Eukaryota; Metazoa; Chordata; Actinopteri; Cichliformes; Cichlidae. The record is from RefSeq and is a predicted model, not a curated record.